UCCACUGCCUUAAUCCACUUGGCUACAUCCGUCCCUACUCUACUAUACACCACAUCUUGUUUGUAUUGUCUGUGAAAAUUCUGUGCAUAUUAAAGACUUGUAAAAUUUGUAUAGUUUAUCACUUUUCUAGAAUUUGAAAUCCUGACUUCCUAGUAUAGAAUCAUAUUAGUGAACAGUAGUCAAACCUUUUAAAAACGUUACUAUAUUUUCAUUUUGUUUUGUAAGUGCUAAACAUGUAACAUACAUAAUAUUAUUUGGGCUGCUUACUCUUCUCUCGUUGACUAUGAACUUUUCUCUGUGAUCAAGACGUGCAUCAGUGAGGCAACUACGGUUUCUUAAGGACUAAGUGGCUUUUUAAUCUCGAAAUCCAAACAUCUAAGAAACCAAUACGUUUAAGUGAUCAAUAGACACCAUGGAAAGGCCAAGUGUUGAUAAGAUCAGGAGCUCACAAGAAAGCAACGUUAAUGGAGUUAUCAAAGGAAGAUACACAGAUCCUAUUCCUCUUGAGCUUCUGUUCAUUGUUUUCUUAAAACUACCUGCCAAAACCCUAGCGAGAUGCGUCUGCGUAUCAAAGCGUUGGGCCUCCGUAAUCCGCAGCCAAGAUUUCAUCAUAUCUUUUCAAUCUCAGUCACGCAUCCUCUUCUUCAUAAGAGAUUAUCACCAAACAAGAUUCGAGAACUGGUUCUUCUCGUCAAACCAACAAGGAACCUCAUCGUUUCUUUCACGUACCACAUGUCACGUCUCCAACUCAAGAUCAAGAUGUCGUCAGCCUCAAGAAGUCAACGGCCUGAUAUGUUGCGGAUACGGUACGAGUCCAGUGAUUUAUAAUCCCUCCUCAGGAAAAUCACUAACCCUACCAAGAAUCUAUCUCAACCUCAACGUUGGACCUUACGUGGAAAACAUUCUUGGAUACGAUCCAAUCAACGAGGAGUACAAGGUAUUGUCCAUGACUCCGUUACCUGGUAACCAUAGUAGUGAUAGCAUAAUACCAUAUAAGGAACACAAAGUGUUUACGUUGGGAUCUCAAGGUGUAUGGAGAAUGGUCGAGUGUAACACGAUUCAUUGUCCCGGAACUAUAAGCGUAUGUAUCAACGGGGUUGUGUAUUACGGUGCUUACGUAGGGGAGAGUAUGAAGCAACUUAGCUUAGUGAGAUUUGACGUGAGGACCGAAAAGUUCGGUUUUAUGAAAAUGCCAGAGUCUGUCCAAAUUCUAAGUUAUUAUUCAUCAACUCUAAUGAACUAUCAUGGGAAAAUAGCGUUAGCGUAUUCGACAGGCUACGAUACAUAUGAGUUGUGGGUUUUGGAAGAUGCUAAGGAGCAUGAAUGGUCUAAGAUGUGCUUUUCUACAAGGGCAUGGACACAACCUUGUGUUAAGUUUGAAGUUGAAGGGGUAACUAGAAUGGGUGAGAUUAUUUUGACGCCGAGGUAUGGUGGGGUUGAGUUCUAUGUUGUCUAUUACAAUUUAGUGACGAAACAAUUUAGAAAAAUUGGUAUUGAAGGAUAUAAAAAUCCUGGUGGAGUAGUUGUUUCAUGGGAGUAUGUUGAAAAAGCUAGUACCAUGCUUUUGUAA
Raphanus sativus (radish) is the source of this 1570-nucleotide messenger RNA. RefSeq names its product F-box protein At4g11590-like. Gene Ontology annotation, molecular function: protein binding. The transcript has a single exon. The record is from RefSeq and is a predicted model, not a curated record. The coding region runs from base 413 to 1570 and encodes 385 amino acids. NCBI's taxonomy places the organism in Eukaryota, Viridiplantae, Streptophyta, Magnoliopsida, Brassicales, Brassicaceae.